Gavialis gangeticus (Gharial) is the source of this 2129-nucleotide messenger RNA. It is a transcript of the gene RPN1, whose product is annotated as ribophorin I. Bases 16 to 1947 code for a protein of 643 amino acids. The transcript is spliced from 10 exons. The record is from RefSeq and is a predicted model, not a curated record. NCBI's taxonomy places the organism in Eukaryota, Metazoa, Chordata, Crocodylia, Gavialidae. Gene Ontology annotation, cellular component: membrane; oligosaccharyltransferase complex.
AUCCUCCCAGUUGCCAUGGGGACGGGGUCCUCUCGGCCCCGGGCGCCGCCAUCUUGUGCCCCGCCCCCAAUGAGCGCCGCCAUCUUGUCCCUCCCUCGGCCUGGGCGCCGCCAUCUUGUGCCUUCUCCGGCGGCGGCGGCGCAGGAGGUGGCAGCGAUGGCGGGGCUCGCGUGGCACUUGCUGCUGUGCCUGGGCUGUACCCUGGCGGCCCCGGACCUGGUGCUGGAAGAGGCGAAGCGCACUUUGGACCUCAGCACGCACCUGGCCAAGGUGUCGGCCGAGCUGAACCUGGCCAACCCUCCGGGCGGCGCGGGGCCCGCAGGCGCCUUCCAGCUGGCGCUGGAGCCCGGUCUCGAGCCGCGCCUCGCCUACCUGGGCGUGCAGGUAAAAGGUGAGGAGGAAGAGGAGAACACUCUGGAAGUGCGGGAGACUAAAGUUAAAGGUAAAAGUGGAAAGUUCUUCACCGUAAAGUUGCCAUCUCCUCUGGCACCAGGGGCCAAGAUCCGGGUGUCUGUUGAAAUGGUGUUCACACACGUCCUGCAGCCCUACCCCACGCACAUCACGCAGGCUGAGAAGCAGUUUGUGGUCUUUGAAGGGAAUCACUAUUUCUAUUCGCCAUACCCAACCAAGACCCAGACUACACGUGUGAAGCUGGCCUCUAGGAACAUAGAGAGUUAUACCAAGCUGGGUAAUCCCUCCCGGUCCGAGGAUAUGUUAGAGUAUGGGCCUUUCAAGGACAUCCCACCUUACAGCCAGGACACCCUGAAGGUCCACUAUGAAAAUAACAGUCCGUUCCUAACCAUCACCAGCAUGACACGGGUCAUAGAAGUGUCACACUGGGGGAACAUUGCUGUAGAAGAAACAGUUGACUUGAAGCAUACAGGAGCUGUGCUCAAGGGGCCUUUCUCCAGAUAUGACUACCAGCGACAGCCAGACAGUGGAAUCUCUUCUGUCAAAUCUUUUAAGACUAUUCUUCCUGCGGCAGCUCAGGAUGUGUAUUACCGAGAUGAAAUUGGAAACAUCUCUACCAGCCACUUGCUCAUCCUGGAUGACUCUGUGGAGAUGGAGAUCCGUCCCCGGUUCCCACUUUUUGGGGGUUGGAAGACCCAUUAUAUCAUUGGCUACAACCUGCCCAGCUACGAAUACCUCUACAACCUCGGUGAUCAAUAUGCCUUGAAGAUGAGGUUUGUUGACCAUGUGUUUGACGAGCAAGUAACAGACUCUCUGACUGUGAAGAUCAUCCUGCCAGAAGGUGCCAAGAACAUCCAUGUGGACAGUCCCUAUGAGAUCAACCGAGCCGCUGAUGAGCUCCACUACACCUACCUGGACACAUUUGGCCGCCCUGUCAUCGUGGCGCACAAGAACAACAUGGUGGAGCAGCACAUCCAGGACGUUGUGGUGCAUUACACCUUCAACAAGAUCCUCAUGCUGCAGGAGCCCCUUUUGGUGGUAGGAGCCUUUUACAUCCUGUUCUUCACUGUGAUCAUCUAUGUGAGACUGGACUUCUCCAUCACCAAGGACCCAGCUGCUGAAGCCAGGAUGAAGGUUGCUUGCAUUACAGAGCAAGUCCUCACACUGGUGAACAAAAGGCUGGGCCUGUACCGCCAUUUUGAUGAAGCAGUGAACAAAUACAAGCAGUCACGAGACAUCUCCACUCUGAACAGUGGCAAGAAAACUUUGGAGACUGAGCACAAGGUCCUAACCAGUGAAAUAGCCUCUCUGCAGUCGAAGCUGAAGACUGAAGGCUCUGACCUAUGUGAUAAAGUAAGUGAGAUCCAGAAGCUCGACAGUCAGGUCAAGGAGCUGGUGCUGAAGUCAUCUGUGGAGGCAGAGCGAUUGGUGGCGGGCAAGCUCAAGAAGGACACGUACAUUGAGAAUGAGAAGCUGCAUUCCAACAAGCGCCAGGAGCUGGUCACCAAAAUUGACAACAUCCUUGAUGCACUAUAACUUCAGAACACGAGUGGUUACAGGAGGGGGAGAAAAGUGAAGUGAAAUUAAAAGGCCUGGGAGAGGACACACACUGAGCCAAACCCGUCCUGCUCUUCAGCCAGAAAAAUGGGGAAGGCGGAAAAUGCAAAGUGGAAAAUGUUGCCUGCAAAUAAUUUUUUUUUUUUUUUUUUUUUUUUUUU